GCCACGUAAGGUGUGCAUAUACGGGAAGGUGCUCCGUGCUCCCCACUCUCUCUAUCUCUCUCUCUCUGCUAUAAUCCAGACGCCGCCACCCACCCACUCACCCACCCACCCACUUUUCUAUUUCUCAGAGGCCAAACGAAGCGCCAUUUCUCUGUUCCGACACCCCCUCGCCCCCCGACCGCCAUGGCCAAAUCUCCAGAAACAGAGCAUCCUCAUAAGGCUUUCGGUUGGGCUGCGAGAGAUAACUCUGCCAUUCUCUCCCCUUUCCAUUUUUCACGCAGGGAAAAUGGUGAUGAGGAUAUCACAGUGAAGAUCCUUUACUGUGGGGUUUGCCACUCCGACUUGCACUGCGUCAAGAAUGAAUGGGGGUUCACAAAUUACCCAAUUGUUCCUGGACAUGAAAUUGUUGGUCUUGUGACUAAAACUGGGAGUAAUGUGGUGAGGUUCAAAGUUGGUGAUCGAGUUGGGGUGGGGGUCAUUGUGGGCUCCUGCAAGGCCUGUGAGAGCUGUCAACAGGACUUGGAGAAUUACUGCCCCUAUGUGACAUUCACCUACAACUCCCAUGAUCGGGAUGGGUCUAAGACUUAUGGUGGUUAUUCUGAUAUCAUAGUUGUUGACCAGCGAUACGUUCUCCUUUUUCCUGAGAAUCUACCCUCUGAUGCUGGUGCGCCACUGCUGUGCGCUGGGAUCACAGUGUACAGCCCUAUGAAAUAUUAUGGAAUGACUGAACCAGGCAGGCAUUUGGGAGUGGCUGGACUUGGCGGGCUUGGUCAUGUAGCCGUAAAGUUUGGCAAAGCCUUUGGAUUGAAAGUUACUGUCAUUAGUUCCUCCCCAAAGAAAGAGUCUGAGGCAAUCAACAACCUUGGUGCUGAUUUGUUCCUUGUUACUAGUGAUCAAGCAAAAAUGAAGGCAGCUCUAGGUACUAUGGACUUCAUCAUUGACACAGUAUCUGCAGUUCACCCCCUGGCUCCGCUACUUGGUCUUCUGAAACUGAACGGCAAGCUGGUCACUGUCGGUUUACCUGAGAAGCCCCUAGAGUUGCCAAUCUUCCCUUUAGUUAUGGGAAGGAAGCUUGUUGGGGGGAGUGAUAUUGGAGGAAUUAAAGAGACGCAGGAGAUGCUGGACUUCUGUGCAAAACACAAUAUUACUGCAGACGUUGAGGUGGUUCGGUUGGACUACAUCAACCAGGCUUUUGAGAGACUUUCAAAGUCUGAUGUUAAGUAUCGAUUUGUGAUUGAUGUGGCCAAAUCGUUGCAGCAGUAGGUAUGGUCCAUGCCCUCUAGCAUUGAGGCCCUCUCGGACAAAAUUAUUUUUAAAAUUCGAUUUCAAUAGUUGUAAUGGAGGUUGAUGUUCAUUUCAUUAUUCACAUUUAGGUAUAUGCUGAUUUUCAUCAACUAUUUUGACAUAUGAAUCAUGGAUUAAUAAUUAAUAGAUUCAGUUGGAUAAAA
Messenger RNA from Malania oleifera, 1448 nucleotides. Its product is annotated as probable cinnamyl alcohol dehydrogenase 9. Gene Ontology annotation, biological process: lignin biosynthetic process. The record is from RefSeq and is a predicted model, not a curated record. The transcript has 5 exons. The coding region runs from base 184 to 1263 and encodes 359 amino acids. NCBI's taxonomy places the organism in Eukaryota, Viridiplantae, Streptophyta, Magnoliopsida, Santalales, Ximeniaceae. Gene Ontology annotation, molecular function: cinnamyl-alcohol dehydrogenase activity; zinc ion binding.